This is a messenger RNA of Hevea brasiliensis (rubber tree), 1367 nucleotides long. Its product is annotated as chitinase-like protein 1. The transcript has 3 exons. Gene Ontology annotation, molecular function: chitinase activity. Gene Ontology annotation, biological process: chitin catabolic process; cell wall macromolecule catabolic process; carbohydrate metabolic process. NCBI's taxonomy places the organism in Eukaryota, Viridiplantae, Streptophyta, Magnoliopsida, Malpighiales, Euphorbiaceae. The record is from RefSeq and is a predicted model, not a curated record. The coding region runs from base 148 to 1113 and encodes 321 amino acids.
CGAUUUAAGCACAUAUGUCAUUGCUGGUUUACGGAACCUGAAAAAGACGGUCGAUCUAACACUGGCAAGUUCUCUUUUAGUUUCCUCUCUACUCCAGUCGAAGCAAAAUCGUAAUCAGAUCUAGAAACCCUCAUUCCCCAUAGAAGGAUGGAGAAGAAGAGUAGGCGCAUUUUGAUGGUUGUGGCUUUGUUAUUGGUCAAUUGGGCACUGGCAGCUAAUGGUGAUGAUUCAGAGAAGACGGUGGUGAAGAUGGUGAAGGGGAAGAAGGUGUGUACCAGAGGAUGGGAGUGCAAAGAUUGGUCUAUAUACUGUUGCAAUCAGACAAUUUCAGAUUUCUUCCAGACUUACCAGUUUGAGAAUCUCUUCUCAAAGAGAAAUUCCCCCGUCGCUCACGCUGUUGGCUUUUGGGAUUAUCAAUCUUUCAUUGCGGCUUCAGCCAUUUACCAGCCCCUCGGUUUUGGCACCACCGGUGGAAAGCUCAUGCAGAUGAAGGAAAUAUCUGCUUUCCUUGGUCAUGUUGGCAGCAAAACCUCUUGUGGUUAUGGAGUGGCCACAGGAGGACCAUUGGCCUGGGGUCUUUGCUACAACAAGGAAAUGAGUCCUAGCCAGUCAUAUUGUGAUGAGUUUUUCAAAUACAUUUAUCCUUGUGUUCCUGGUGCUGAAUAUUACGGCCGUGGUGCCUUGCCAAUCUACUGGAACUACAACUAUGGCGCUACUGGAGAAGGUAUAAAGGCGGAUUUGUUGAACCAUCCUGAGUACAUAGAGCAAAAUGCCACCCUUGCCUUCCAGGCUGCAAUUUGGAGGUGGAUGACCCCAAUUAAGAAGUCACAGCCCUCAGCCCAUGAUGUCUUUGUUGGCAACUGGAAACCCACCAAGAAUGAUACUUUGGCUAAGCGGGUUCCUGGUUUUGGUACAACAAUGAAUAUUCUCUAUGGUGAUAUGGUUUGUGGCCAGGGUGAUAUUGAUGCCAUGAACGACAUCAUCUCACAUUAUCAAUAUUACUUGGACUUGAUGGGAGUUGGUCGAGAAGAGGCAGGGCCCCACGAGUAUCUUACUUGUGCUGAGCAGAUUGCAUUCAAUCCAUCCACUUCCAAUCCUACUUCAUCUUCUUGAGCUUUUGCAUGCUGCUUUAUACAGCCCAUGGAAUCCUCAUACAAGUGCUCUCGUAAAUAAAAUGUGUGGCAGCUAAGAUCAUAAAAUUAAUUUUCAACUUUGUAAUGUGUAAUAUGGAUUGGUUGCAUGCCUCUAGAUUUUCAUGUUCAUUUUAUGUCCGAAAUUUGCUUUGUAAGUGGUUCUGCAUCGGUCAUGUACCAUAUGUAUCAUUCAUUGUUCUGGGUUUUAAUUUCAAAGCUCUGUUGGAUUCUACA